Ogataea haglerorum is the source of this 696-nucleotide messenger RNA. RefSeq lists its product as uncharacterized. Gene Ontology annotation, cellular component: U2 snRNP. Lineage: Eukaryota; Fungi; Ascomycota; Pichiomycetes; Pichiales; Pichiaceae. Gene Ontology annotation, molecular function: U2 snRNA binding; protein binding. Bases 1 to 696 code for a protein of 231 amino acids. Gene Ontology annotation, biological process: mRNA splicing, via spliceosome. The transcript has a single exon. The record is from RefSeq and is a predicted model, not a curated record.
AUGAGACUUACUCCGAUAUUGAUACAGGAGGCGCCGUGUUUUCGAAAUCCUGCAGGAGAACACGUUCUUAGCUUGCGAAACUUGCAAAUAGCAUUCAUUGAGAGUUUCAAUGAAACGGAUGAUGUUAAUGAAGCUCUGGACCUAACAAACAAUGAGAUACGCACACUUAGUUUCAACACACGCUUGAGGAGAAUCAAAACUCUCUUACUUGCUCGCAAUCAGAUUGUCGAUAUAGACGCUAACAUCGCUGCACUGCUUCCCCGUCUUAAUACAUUGUCAUUAGUUGAAAAUAAUAUCUCACAUUUGUCAAAUUUACUUCCUUUGAGGCACUGUCGCAACCUCGAAAACAUAUACCUCACCGGUAAUCCAGUCACAACUUCAAGAUACUACAAGGAGUUUGUUGUUUGGUUAAUACCUGGAUUAACUGUGCUUGACUUCGAGCGUGUGAAGCCUCGUUUAAAAAAGUCCGCUGAAGAAUUGCUGGGCACGUUUGACCAACCCAGCAAGCUAGCAUUAAAACUUCUAGACAAUAAAGAGCUGGAGCCUCUGAAGGAGCCUAGUUCCAUAGAAACACAGCAAUCGAUCAGACUCACAGAGGAAGAGCGAUCCAAACUGGAGGCCGAUUUGAUGAACGCGACUAGCCUUGACGAAAUAGAGCGCAUAGAGUUAGCUUUGAAACGAGGCUACAUAGAGUAA